This is a messenger RNA of Oryza sativa Japonica Group (Japanese rice), 861 nucleotides long. RefSeq lists its product as uncharacterized. Gene Ontology annotation, molecular function: calcium ion binding. Lineage: Eukaryota; Viridiplantae; Streptophyta; Magnoliopsida; Poales; Poaceae. The record is from RefSeq and is a predicted model, not a curated record.
UGCUAGCUGCAGCACAUAUAUAUGCAGUCGUAGAAAGCAGCAGCAGCCGAUUAUAUAUAGCUAGCUACUAGCUCUAACUGAUCGGCCGGCCAUGGGGAAGACGGAGCACAAGAAGAAGCAGCAGCAGCACGGCGGCGAUGAGGCGGCGGCGGCGGCCAAGGAGAGGCUGGAUCGCUUCAAGGCGUGGCUGAUGCAUUUCGACGGCGACGGCGACGAGCAUAUCAGCCGGAGGGAGCUCCGGGACGCCAUCCGCUCCGGCGGCGCCCGGUUCGCCACCGUCCGGGCGUGGGUCAACCUCUACCUCGCCGACAAGAACCGGAACGGCGUCAUCGACGACGGCGAGAUCAAGCACCUCAUGGACCUGACCGAGAAGGACCUCGACCUCAGCAAGCUGCAGCCCACGCCUGCGGCAGCACGGCCGACGGCGACCGGCGCCCCGCCGGCCAUGGUGGUGGUCUCGGCGUGCCAGUUCCAGACGACUCCUCUCGUCUCUCGUACCAUUGACCUACGCAAAUUAACUGCCAAACCAGUACUUUCUAGUACCGCCAAUAAUUAGAUCUCGUUCAGUUUGGAGGGGGUUAAAAAGGAUUAAGAGGGAAUAAUUCCUCACCGGGAUAAUAAACUCUAUUCGAUAUUUCGAUUAAUGCCCAGGCGAGAAGGAUUGAAGAAGAUUCAUUCCACACUAAAUUAUAUGGUGUAGAAUUAUUCCCUCUAUAAUCCACUAGUCAUUUUUUAUCCCUGCCAUCGGUCCUUCUGCUCUACGUGUGCACUCAUUGAGCUCACGAACCAAACAAGCUAACAAACGAAUUGAGUCAAACCAGCUUGUUAUUAUAAUGAGCUAAUCGAUCGAGUCGGACGAUA